Molecule: messenger RNA, 3831 nt
Organism: Scomber scombrus (Atlantic mackerel)
Lineage: Eukaryota; Metazoa; Chordata; Actinopteri; Scombriformes; Scombridae
Product: inositol-tetrakisphosphate 1-kinase-like
Exons: 11
Coding region: 246-1466 (406 amino acids)
Biological process (GO): inositol trisphosphate metabolic process
Cellular component (GO): cytoplasm
Molecular function (GO): ATP binding; inositol-1,3,4-trisphosphate 6-kinase activity; inositol-1,3,4-trisphosphate 5-kinase activity
Source: RefSeq, a predicted model, not a curated record
CUGUGGGAGAAGAAACACACCAGGAACAUCUCACCGUGGGUCCAGCUGUGCCUGUCAUCUGUCACCUCGUUUAAAGAAAACUUCUUCCUACACCGGAGCGGACAGAGAAUGGGAAACUACCCGAGCUAGUUUCUGAAGAGGACAACAAUUAAGGGAGGAACUGUGCUAAAAAAAAAAAACAACUACCAGGUCGAGCCUCCAGCCACUUCAUUCACGCCCAGAGAGGGAACAGGAGCACAGCGGAGAUGCAGACCUUCCUGAAAGGCCGGAGAGUCGGCUACUGGCUCAGCGAGAAGAAGAUGAAGAAGCUCAAUUUUCAGGCAUUUGCUGAUUUGUGCAGGAAAAGAGGAAUAGAAGUUGUUCAGUUGGACCUCAGCCAGCCUCUGGAGGAGCAGGGUCCCCUAGACGUCAUCAUCCACAAACUGACUGACCUCAUCCUGGAGGCUGACCAGAACGACUCCCAGGCUGUGCUGCUGGUGCAGAGAGUACAGGAAUACAUCGAUGCCCACCCUGAGACCAUUGUCCUGGACCCCCUUCCAGCUAUCAGAACUCUGCUGGACCGCUGCAAAUCCUACCAGCUCAUCCACAGGAUAGAGAGCUGUAUGAAAGAUGAGAGGAUUUGCUCUCCUCCGUUCAUGGUCCUGAACACGGAGUGCAACCCAGAUGUGCUGGAGCAGAUCAAGAAGCACGGCCUCACAUUCCCCUUCAUUUGCAAAACACGGGUGGCUCAUGGAACCAACUCCCAUGAGAUGGCCAUUAUCUUCAGUGAAGAGGACCUGAAGGACGUGAAGCCUCCUUGUGUGAUCCAGAGCUUCAUAAACCACAACGCAGUGCUUUACAAGGUGUUUGUGGUAGGAGACUCCUACACUGUGGUGGAGAGACCUUCACUCAAGAACUUCCCUGCUGGACCGGCAGACAGGAAAGCCAUUUUCUUCAACAGCCACAAUGUUUCCAAACCGGAGUCAUCCUCAGACUUGACUUCGAGAGAGAAUGUAGAGGGAUUGUCACAGCCACCCAGUGACGAUGUCAUGAGAGAGUUGUCCAGGUCUUUGCGACAGGCACUGGGUGUGUCCCUGUUUGGCAUUGACGUCAUCAUCAACAACCAAACAGGCCAACACGCCGUGAUUGACAUCAAUGCAUUCCCUGGUUACGAGGGUGUCCCGGAGUUCUUCAACGACCUCCUGAACCACAUCAGCAGCGUGCUUCAGAGCCAAAGCCCUGACAUCGCCCCCGCCAGUGAGCAGCCCAAAGGCCUGCCUGUGAGCACCACGGUACCCAGUGCCGCCCCGCCGGCCCCCGGCUGCUGCAGCAUGCUGGGUAAAGAUGCCAGCAGCAGCCCCUGGAUCGUAGAGGGCGACGGAGGGCUGAAGGGCCCGCGUCAGAGACUUGGCUGCAACUCGGCCAUGUCCCCCAACUUCCAGCAGCACUGUGUCUCAACGAUAGCUACCAAGGCUUCCUCCCAGUGACUGAUCCCCAGCUCCCACUCCGUUUGAUCCCUGAACAAAAAAUAAAUAAAAAACGGACGACAAUGAUGACAAUAAUAAUGAAUAAUAAUCAUAAUAAUUAUGAUGUUAAUGAUGAUAAUAUAUCUAAUCAGAAACAAACCUUUUCCUAUAUAGUUAUUGAAAAUGAUGGUGAUUGGGUGUAAGCUUUUUCUCUCUGCCUUUUUGUAUUUUUCGUUUCGUCUAAUGAGACUUAACAGUACUGUAAUGUGAACUUUUAGGAACUUUGCCUAAUAGCUGAUUUUAUUUUUCUCUUGUGUGAGUUUGCUGUAACGAAAGGGGGUCCAGAUGAGGUAGUUAACGGGGAACGACCGAAUCAGGACUGGAGAAAGAUGUGCCACUAGAUGUGCAAUGUUAUGAUCCCUUGUAUCUCACACACACACACACACACACACACACACACACACACACACACACACACACAGGUGCGUUUAUGCUGCGACGGACCUCGCCAGUGAUGUGUGCGUUUGUAUUCUGGUCUAUACCACUGACUCCUCUGCACAAAGUGAGGGGGAGAUGAGGUGGCGGGCCAGGCGUUUGAACACUACUCCACAGAUCCCAGGCUGCUAUGUGACUGUGGCCAACCGACUGCAGAGGACACGAUGAGUCUGAACAUGAAUGACAAGAUAGUUUUUUGAGUAUUGUUAGUUUGAACAAACGGGGCGAGCCGUUUACUUUUCCGAGGUGCCAUCAAAUUUACUUCAAGCGUAGGACAAAGUGAAUCUUCAUGACCAUGUGACCAAGUUGUUUUUUUUUUUUUUUUUUAAUGAUUGUUGUUACGCCAAUGUUUAUAGGUCUGUGAGUAUUUUACUGUAUGUCAGACGCUGGAUGUUAGGUGUUCAACAAAGAAACUGCGUCCCUGUUUGAGUCGCUCCAGCGCAGGAAGACGAGGAUCACAUUCCGCUUGUGUUUGUGGAUAUUUUUCAGAGAAUUCCAUGAUUUAUUUACAGAAUUCCAGUGGGAUCUGGUGAGAUUUCUCACAUCACUUCAUGGGUUUGAAGUCUCCGUAAACAGUCUCUCCUUUUUAAACAGUGUCUUCAAUGCUUGUCUGUAAUGUGAGCAAACUUCUCUCCUGAGGCAAACUUGACCCAUCACCAGACAUGUGGCUGCUUUGGAGAUUUGUCACUUAAUCACAUCUCAAUUUUAAACUCAUUUUGUUCAUCAGUCAUUUAUUCUACUAAAAUGCAGAUAAAAUGUGUGUUUGGAGCGAGCCCAGUGGCUAUUAAAUGAGACGAAAUUACAACCAUUAAAUUCCAACUAGAUGAUUGAGGAAGUUGUUCAGCUUUAUUGUCUCUGUUUGAUUUAAUCUCAAUCUGAAGUGCAACUCUUUACUCUUACAAAUGCAAUUUAAUGAGACCCGCAGUCCAGUCGGUUCAUUUGCUUCAAGCUUAAUUCUCUGACGUGUUUUCUGUCCCAGCUGCUGUAUUUGUGUCACAUGUUAAAAUCAUUUGGAAGGGGGGGGAAGUGGAUCGGGGGAGUCCAGCUCUUGUUCCCAGUGUUCGCUGUGAGAUUUUUUUACUCCGAUUUUGUUAAUAUCUUUGUCCUGACAUCUACUAAGAGCAACUUUAUUUUAUUGAGAUUUUAUGGGGAAAAAUGUUUUAUAUAAAUGAAAGCACGCAAUGUUUUUGAACAAAACGGUGGAUAUUUACUAGAGGAAUAGUAAAAACGCAGGGUCAGGUUGUAAAGCAAAACUUAAGGUGGUGUCAAAGGGACAUAUGAUCUUGUGGUUGUUGUCUCCCUCUAGCAUCUAGUGGGAACGCGUGCCAACCUGCCAAAUCAGUGCAUACAGAUGUUCGCAUUCCUCUGAGCCUGCUGCUGCUUCUUCUCUUGUCCCAAAGAGCUCCUCCUAAUCCGUUUUAUUUCCCCCAUCAGUAUCCGAGGGAACCAACUGUCCUCUCACUCGCCCUCCCUCUGUGAUCGUAAAUUUAAAAAAAAAAAAAAAAAAAAAAAAGUCACUGCAGCCAUCUCACCAGCAUCUCUCUGGGACAUGAACUGAAAGGACACCAUUGACAUUUGGAAAACUGUAUUUUCACUGGACACAAUACAUUGUGAGAAUAUUUCCAGUUCCAGUUUAUGUGUGUCCAUGGUGAAGUAACAACAGCAGAAUUUCAACAUGUUUAGGUGUCAAAGGAGGCAGCAAGUUCAGAGGACACUUUCACAUCCUUUCCCCCCCGAUUUAGGUGUUUCCUCACCUAGCAGCAAGGGGAAAAGUCGAGGGUGCAACCCUGUCUGUGUUGAAAAGGCUGAUAUCUGUGUACACCAGUAUACUGUGUGUCCUAUGUUGUGCUCUUUAUUGUGCUUCUAAAUGGGAAAUAAAUGGUUAAUCCUA